UCAUGCAUGUUUACUCAGAAAUUAGUCCCACCGUACUUUAGUGGGAUUUAACUCCCUAUUAAAUGCAUGGGAUUUUGGGUUACAAAGGCUCAAACUAGCUGAAGCUUUAUAAGCUAUUUAGAACUGGGGCUGGGAAGCUGUGGCCCUCCUGAUGUUGUGGAACUCCAGUCCCCACAUCAGGCCCAGCAACUGUGGCCAAUUGGUAGAGGGGCUGGGAAUUAUAUAAGACAGCAACACCUGAAGUUAGGACAUUAAUGUUUUAAUGCUCCUUGUAGAGCUUUUCAUCACACAUCAGUUAAUCUCAGGCUGUUUUCACUCGUUUUGCUUAGGUUAGGGCCAAUCUAAUUGUGAUGUAGAAGUCUGUGGAUGCCUUUCUUCCCUCUUUCGUUUCCCCCUACAAUGGAGCAGAGCAGUGAUAAAGGUAGAGCAGGCAGCACAAGGACUUCUGGCCCUUGGUUUGAAAAAGGGUGACCGGCUGGGAAUGUGGGGUCCCAACAAGUACGAAUGGGUCCUAAUGCAAUUUGCCACGGCGCAAGCAGGAAUCAUCCUGGUGUCUGUGAACCCAGCAUAUCAAUCCCAAGAGCUGGAGUUUGUGGUGAAGAAGGUUGGCUGCAAAGCACUGGUGUUCCCUACACAGUUCAAAUCACAGAAGUACUAUGAGAUCUUGAAGCAAGUGUGCCCUGAGCUGGAACAAUCUAAUCCGGGAGCAUUACAGAGCAAGAAGUUACCAGAGCUUUCUGUUGUAAUCACCUCAGACUCCAAGUUGCCCGGUGCAUUCUCAAUGAACGAUGUGAUGCAGGCUGGAGACAGCAGCCACAAGAAGCAACUAGAGGAAAUACAGAAGACGCUGGACUGCAAAGAACCUAUCAACAUCCAGUUCACUUCAGGAACAACAGGAAGCCCCAAAGGAGCUACCCUUUCUCACCACAACAUUGUGAACAAUGCAUUCCUCAUUGGAUUAAGGCUGAGAGUUCAAGAUGGGAAUGCCCGCUGCUGCCUCCCUGUCCCCCUCUACCACUGCCUGGGGUCUGUGGCAGGCUGUGUGCUGAUGGCUAUUCAUGGCGUCUGUCUUGUCUUCCCGUCUCUAAGCUUUGAUGCAAAAGCAGCACUGAAGGCCCUGGACCAUGAAAAAUGUACCCAUGUUCACGGCACUCCAACCAUGUUCAUAGAUAUGCUAGCUCAGCCUGACUUUGCCAGCUACAACCUUUCAGCUCUUCGGGGUGGAGUCAUUGCAGGUUCGCCAGUUCCUCCUGAGGUCAUGAAGAAGAUCAUCAACAACAUGAACAUGCGGGAGCUGGUGGUUGCAUAUGGAACCACAGAGAAUAGCCCUGUCACCUUCAUGGGGUUCCCUCAAGACAACAUUGCCCAGAAAACAGAGACUGUGGGAUGUGUUUUCCCACAUACAGAGGCAAAAAUUGAGGAUCCUGAGACAGGGGAAAUUAUCCCACUCAACAGCCCAGGAGAACUUCAGGUCCGAGGUUACUGCGUCAUGCUAGGGUACUGGGCAGACCCCAACAAAACCAAUGAAGUCAUGGAUGAUGAGAAAUGGUACAAGACCGGGGACAUGGCUAUUCUUGAUGAGUAUGGCUACUGCAAGAUAGUAGGCCGCUGCAAAGACAUGAUCAUCCGAGGAGGGGAGAACAUAUACCCAGCAGAGCUCGAGCAAUUCCUACAUACCCAUCCUAAGAUUCAAGAGGUGCAGGUAGUUGGCGUGAAAGACGAGCGAAUGGGAGAGGAGAUCUGCGCCACCAUCAGAGUGAAAGCUGGAGAAGAGUGCACAGCAGAAGAAGUCAAGGCAUUUUGCAAAGGGAAGAUCGCUCACUUCAAGAUCCCUCGGUAUGUAGUGUUUGUGAAGGAUUUCCCGCUCACCGUCUCGGGCAAGAUUCAGAAAUACAAACUGAGGGAGCGAAUGGAGAAGCAUCUUCAGCUUCGAACCCAACAACCCAGCGCAACCCAAAAUUAAUAUUUCUUCUGCCAACUUUUAUACUUCAGCUUUCUAAGCCGUUAAGAGAGCUGGCAACCCUCAGCCUGCCUUAAGAUAGCAAUCACCAGCCUGCCUUAAGAUGAUUUAGUCAGGCAUACUUAAAAUAAUGUGGGGUUUUUUUCUAAUAAAUAAAAAAUAUGUUUCUUUAGCAGAGAUUAUUUCUCUGUGUUAAGAAAUUCCACCUCACUUUGUUAAAAAUACAAAACAUGUUUGUAUCUCUGGGAAUGGCAUCCAGAAAUACGAUUUCCUCCCAAUAAGGAGGACCGUAAGGGAAUUCCCAUUGCUCCUUAUGAUCAGAGCACAUCAUGGAAGAGACAUAGUCCUGCCUUUCCCUCUACUGUGCAGUUCUUUUAUUAGAAAUUGUAGUUUUGGAGGAAUAGUGGUGCAUGCAAAGGGAGAGAAAAGAAUGCCAGGGUGCUGAAAUUUAAGUCCCAUGUAGGAACAUUAAGAGCUAUCAUGUUGCAAAUUACAAGCCAAAAGAAGGGGAAAGUACUUUCUAGCAGUCGGAAAGGCGACAUGGGGAGAAGAGCAGAGUCACCUGAAACAUGUUCAUAUUGGAUUUGUAGGAACAAAUCUGUUAAUUUUGGCACUUUUGCAUCGUGAUUCACUUUUGGAUGUCCUGUUGUUUCAUUCUCUGCCGAAUGCUAAUAGGCUAUGGUGAUUGAACCUCUCGUCUUCUCAUUAGUCAGGUCAUCCACACACACCAAAAGUGUCUGGAGCAACUUGCCUGAGAAGGGUGUUGAACCUGAUGUAGCAAGGAGCAGGGGGUGAGAUUUGCUUGAUCACUUGCCUACCUUUUGGUAACUGAAAUGGAACACCAUUCAUUGGACUCCCAGGGAUUAGCCAGAUGUGACGCAGUGGAUCCAUGAUCAGGCUCUCUCAGGUUUCUUUGUGAUUUCAUUUUAGAGUAGCUAACAGUAGGGCAUCUUUAUUGAGAGCUAGAUAGGAACUGUAGUUCUGGGAGAGAACCAUUUGUGCCUCCCCCCACCCCCAAUUUAAAUUGCUCUUCCCUCACUGUGAUACCUGUAUGCUUUCCCCUAUAGGGAAAUUAGCAGCUAAUGCACACCCACCCCUCUGCAAUUGCGUUUUUCUUUUUUAAAUGUGAGUGGCCCUGAUUUCCCAUGUCACAUCUUACACAGGCGCUAUUUGCUUAUUGCUGCAAGCUGCUGUGAGCUGCAUUUUGUUAAAAAGGUGACUGAUAAGUGCUUUUUAAAAAAACAAAAUAUUAUUAUUAUCAUCGCUGCUUUUUUUUUCAGGGGGUACGAGUACACAGUACCAGCACCUUUUUGUUAGAAAGUGUGACACUGUAACAAAAAGCAGCGAUGAUAACAACAACAACAACAACAACAACAACCACAUAUUUAAUUCAAGAUAACACUGUUGUGACCAAAAGGGAAGGAAAGAGCAGAUUUCUGUGGCUUUAGAGGUGUGAAUCAACCCAGAGCCUUCUGCCCAUCGAGGAAAUACGUGGAUCAGGAAGCGUGAGAGCAUUAGAAAAGGACUUUCAUCACUUCCACAGCAACCAACUCCCUGCUAUGGACUGGAGGAGGUAGUUCCUCUUUCCAGUUCUUUUGAGUGCAAGCCAUGAAGUUGAAUCUUGCCACACAUUAGAUUUCUCAUCUGCUUUAUUUCCUAU
Zootoca vivipara (common lizard) is the source of this 3620-nucleotide messenger RNA. Lineage: Eukaryota; Metazoa; Chordata; Lepidosauria; Squamata; Lacertidae. The record is from RefSeq and is a predicted model, not a curated record.